Molecule: messenger RNA, 931 nt
Organism: Exophiala xenobiotica
Lineage: Eukaryota; Fungi; Ascomycota; Eurotiomycetes; Chaetothyriales; Herpotrichiellaceae
Exons: 3
Coding region: 215-787 (190 amino acids)
Source: RefSeq, a predicted model, not a curated record
CUUCUCUACACCGCGCGCAGGCCGUGCCUUUUAUCACUCAUUUUUGCGACUCAGAGUUCUUCUUUGCUGUACUUUCCUUCGACUUGGCACAUGAGAACUAGUUGCUUGACAAGACAACACAACUUGACUGUCUAGCUGGCUCGUCCCAAUUGCAGAUCCCCUCCUGAACAACAACUUGAGCACGAGAACAACAAUCCUCUGAACAUCGAACAAAAUGCAUUUCGCCGUCGUAUUUCUCCUCGCGGUCACGCUCCCAGCUCUUUCCGUCUCUGCCCAAGGGCAUCGCGGUGGAGGCGGUGGCGGGUUCGGUGGUGGUCGUGGUGGUGGUAAUGGUGCUGGCGGUGGCAAUGGCGCUGGUGGUACUGCGCCCAGCACCUUCAUCACUGUGACCUCCGCCGCCCCAGCAGCUACUACUUCUUCCGCCGGUGCGGCUUCCGGAGGUGGAGGCGGCUCUGCCACUGUCGACGGCUCCUCGUGUCCUGCCUUCGGCAUCACCGCAGGCGUAAAAGCGAGUGACGGAACUGCGAACUGUGCGGGCGACAAUGGGGUGGAUAUCCCAUGCAACUGCCCACCAGACUUGAACACCUUCACCAGUUUCCUGGGAACAGUGGUGGGAGGCGGCGCCCAAUUCCCAAGUGGCACGUCCGCGGCAGACCAACUUACGCGAUUGCAGACAUGUCUCGUCGCGCUGCAGAACUUCCAGGGAGGGCUCGGAAGUGGCGUUGGAUGCCCCAUAGUCGCUACGACCUGGAAGGAGCUGCAGGCUCAGCUGCAGGCCGAAGUCUGAGUAAAGCAGGGAGAGAGCUCUGCCAAGCGAUGCAGCAGGGCACUUUUCGAGUUCAUCCCCAUUUGGCUAGAUGGAGGAAUGACUGGGUUCUUUAGUCCUCAGGAAACAGUGUGGGCAACAGUACAUCAGGCGCAUAGGGGGUGG